AUGCAUUAUCUUUCGUAUAUUGCUUUGGCCACGGCAAAGCUGGCUUCAGCCCUUCCUAGUUCCAACUCCGUUCAGUCUGUUAGCAUACAGCGUCGUGCGGCCUGUGAGGGCAACACUGCCACCACCCGCACUCAAUGGUGUGACUUGGACAUUUCAACAGACUAUUGGACCGAACCUGUCGACACUGGCAUCACUAGGGAAUAUUGGCUCGAUAUAAGCGACGCGACAGUCUCCCCUGAUGGCCGAUCGCGUUCUGCUAUGGCCAUCAAUGGCAGCAUCCCUGGUCCUACGCUAUUUGCCGACUGGGGAGAUAAUGUGGUUAUCCACGUUACCAACUCGCUUACGACAUCGCUAAACGGCACUUCUCUCCACUGGCACGGCAUUCGACAGAAUUAUACAAAUCAGCACGAUGGCGUUCCCGCGAUUACCCAAUGUCCUGUUGCUGUGGGGGACACUAUUACCUAUUCAUGGAAGGCAACGCAGUACGGCACCAGCUGGUACCAUUCUCACUUUGGCCUACAAGCCUACCAGGGGGUCUUUGGCGGUCUGAUUAUUAACGGUCCCGCCACAGCUAACUACGACGAGGACUUGGGCGUACUAUUCUUGAACGACUGGGACCUCCAGACAGUUGAUGAGCUCUACCCGUCCGCUGAACUGAAUGGUCCUCCGGCACUUGAGAAUGGGCUCAUCAACGGCACUAACGUCUACACCGACGAGGAUGGCAACGAAACCGGCAGCCGAUUCAACGUGACUUUUGAGCCGGGAAAGACAUACCGCCUGAGACUUGUCAACGCGGCCGUCGAUACGCACUACAAAUUUUCCAUCGAUAAUCACACCCUUACUGUCAUCUCUGGUGAUCUUGUGCCCGUUGAGCCUUAUACGGCUACUCACGUGGACGUGGCGAUGGGUCAGCGCAUCGAUGUGGUUGUCACAGCUGAUCAGGCUGCCGCGUCUGGUAGCUUCUGGUUGCGGGCUAUCCCCCAGUCUGCGUGCUCUGACAUCACCAACGGCGACAAUGUCCGCGGUAUUGUCUACUAUGGAGACAGCACCGAGACCCCAGAGACAACGGGCUAUACUUACACGGAUAGCUGUGGUGAUGAAACACCCAACAUGGUGCCCGCUGUCCCAAAGGAUGUCGAAGGGGCAAACUGGAGCGACUUUGAGGAUGCGGCUGUUGGGCGGAACAGCGCAGGGCUCUUCAAGUGGACGCUCAACACUACCUCAUUCCUGGUCGAUUGGGCAGAGCCAACCCUCGAGUCCAUCAUGGGUGGCGUGACCGAGUACACGACCCAAAACGCCGUCAUAGAGUUCUCAACUCUCCAGUGGGUGUACCUGGUUGUCCAGACGGCCAUCCCCGUCCCACAUCCGAUCCACUUGCACGGCCACGACUUCUUCGUCCUGGCUCAGGGUUCCGGCACGUACGACUCUUCGACUGUAACGCUGAACACAGACAACCCCCCUCGUCGGGACACGGCCAUGCUGCCAGCAUCAGGAUAUCUUGUCAUGGCAUGGGAGACUGACAAUCCUGGUGCAUGGCUCAUGCACUGCCAUAUCGGGUGGCACGUGUCCGAGGGCUUUGCAUUGCAGUUUAUCGAGCGGGUGGAUGAGAUUCCUGAGCUAGUUGAGGAGGAUCUCUUAUCGGAUGUGUGCACAGAGUGGGUUGCGCAUAGGGAUGGUUAUGCAAUUGUCCAGCAUGACUCGGGUGUGUAG
Fusarium keratoplasticum is the source of this 1710-nucleotide messenger RNA. RefSeq lists its product as uncharacterized. Gene Ontology annotation, molecular function: copper ion binding; oxidoreductase activity. The transcript is spliced from 2 exons. NCBI's taxonomy places the organism in Eukaryota, Fungi, Ascomycota, Sordariomycetes, Hypocreales, Nectriaceae. The record is from RefSeq and is a predicted model, not a curated record. The coding region runs from base 1 to 1710 and encodes 569 amino acids.